Molecule: messenger RNA, 1263 nt
Organism: Plasmodium cynomolgi strain B
Lineage: Eukaryota; Apicomplexa; Aconoidasida; Haemosporida; Plasmodiidae
Product: exopolyphosphatase
Exons: 11
Coding region: 1-942 (313 amino acids)
Cellular component (GO): cytoplasm
Molecular function (GO): exopolyphosphatase activity
Source: RefSeq, a predicted model, not a curated record
AUGAUACAGAAUAAUGAGUUGAAUUGCAAACACUUCGAUUUAUUUUCUUAUGAAGAUCCUGAAUUAUGCGAGGAGGAAGAUUUGUUUGAGUCUAACCAGGCACCUUGGUUUUAUCACCUAACACACUUGCUAGAAUUGAGAAAGGAUGACUUCAAAAAUAUAAAAAGUAUCGUGGAAAAUGAGAAAAAGAGAGGAAUCGAGUACAGUCAUAUAUUAGACAUAAUAGACUACCAAACGUAUAGUGACAUCAUGCGAAAAAUAAAUUCCAACAUGAGAAAUGCCUUAUCUGUUUACUUAUUUUCUUGCAAAUAUUUUUUAAGUAAAUACUCCAAAAACACGGAAUCCAACGGGCAUGUGCAUUUUGUCUUUGUGUUUGGGAACAUUACGGCAGAUUUGGAUUCAGUUUGUUCGUCCAUCAUAUAUAGUUUUUUUUUGCACAUAUGGUAUUCCUUAAAGAGCAAAACUGCCAAAGAGAAGAAUUCAGAUGUGCUGAAAUUUUUUAUCCCCGUGAUUAACAUUAAGAGGAGUGACAUGAAGCUUAAAAUUUUGAUCAAUUGGUGGCUAGAAAAAUGUGAGAUAAACAACCCGGAGGAAAUCCUAGUCUUUAAUGAUGACAAGAAUUUGCUAGAAGUUCUAAAAAACGACAACAAGUACGACAUAUGCUUCGUUGAUUUUAAUGACUUCGAGCCGAAUAACUUGUACAACAUAAACAACGUGAAAUCCAUAAUUGAUCACCAUAUGCUUAAGGAAGAGGCGAAAAAUAAAAGAAUAACAAAAUCGAUUUACCCCAUUUAUGUGUGCAGCUGCAUGGUUAUCAUAGCCUAUUUGUAUAAGCAUUCGAGCGAAUUUCUUGGGAUACCUUUCAUUAACAAAAAUAUGAUGUGGCUGAUAUAUGGGACUAUACUAAGGGGUUAUUUAAAAAAAUUGCAAAAUUUGACUUAAAUGGACAUAUACAUUACGUACAGUUUUAACAUUAUGAGAUUUUCUAUAAACUUAAAAAAAUUUGGAAUAGAAAACCUUUUGUUUGCCGAUUACAAAGACUAUAAUUAUGAGAUUUUAAAGAAAAAAAUAAAAAUGAGAAUUGCGUCCAUAGAUUUUAGUAUAGAUUUGCUAUUUUCCAAUGAGGAUGUUAACCGUUUGGUUCAUAAAUUACAUGAGUUGUGUGCUGAAAACAACUUUUCCAUUUUUAUAUUAAUCGGAUCUUAUUUAAAUAAUUAUAGUAAUACAGGAAAUGUUGAAAAGGUUGAAAUGGGUAUAGAGUGA